Lepisosteus oculatus (spotted gar) is the source of this 4858-nucleotide messenger RNA. The record is from RefSeq and is a predicted model, not a curated record. Lineage: Eukaryota; Metazoa; Chordata; Actinopteri; Semionotiformes; Lepisosteidae.
AUGCGCAGUGGGCUGGGCGGGGGCCCGUGGGCCCAAGCUCCCGGGUGGCGGGCGCACACAGCGACCCCUGCGGCCUCCCGCGCGCCUGCGCCUCUUCUCCAAUCAGCGCCCAGCGCCCGGGUCGAAGGGGCGUGCCCUCACCCGCACGCGCUGGGGAUCGACCCCCCCCCGGCCGGCCUGGGCCCGCGCAUGCGCGCCGGCGGCCCGGGGGAGGAAGCUGCCUUGCCUGUCGCCUCCCACGCGCGGCCGAACGUACCCACGUCCCGGCGCGCAUUCCUCCGGCUCCUGGCCUCCCUGCCCGCCUGCCUGCCUGCUAAUCCAGUAGCGGUGGCGGUGGCGGCCGGAGCUCGGCCCUUGCCGAUGACCUUAGUCGCGCUGGGAGCGCUGCCGGCCCGGGAGCGAUGCCUUGAUUGGCUCAGUAAGACCGCGCCGCGCUGCCCCCAGCUGCGUGUCCGUGUCGAGGGGCACGGUUUCCAGGCCGCCUGCGCCUGCGGUCACGCGUGUGCACCGCACUUGGCUUGUGGAGGGGGUCCCGGGGCAGCCGGCCUGCAGGAGGGGGGACCCCUCUCCCUCCUCCGCGGGGGCGGCUGGCCGUGCGCUUCGGAGGGCGGGGUGACGGCAGCAGGGCAGCCGCAGUACCGAGAAGCCCCUCAGGUGGCGCUGUUGGGAGCAAGCCGACUAUCCUGCAAACACGAGCGGCACAAGACCAGAGAUGAUGUGUCCUUGGGAUUUCAGGCGGCAGAGGGGGAUCUUUCGCUUUGGCCGGGCCGAGACGGGCCUGUAAGUUGUCAGCUGCUGGAGGGGGCGGCCUUGGGAUUCAGGCUGGGGCGAUUCCAGGAGACCCCGCCCUCCCCACCCGCAGGCUGCCUGUCUGUGACAGUUCACCCAGCGCUGUCGAUGCGCUUCAGCGUCCUCGGGGUCGACCUCUCCUGCGCCGAGCCGGUGGAGCCUGCCUUCUGGAAGAGGCACCCGGACAGCGCUGGCCUGCUGGUUCCCUACAGUAAAGCUCCGGACGUCCCGGUGCAGGGUUGUGCCCACCCCGUUGCGGUGGUUGCCAGAGCAAUGGACGGAGGCUUUGCAGAGAGGCUGGAGCCCAGCGUCGCCGUAGAAGGAGCGGCCAUGGAGACUGAGGAGGGGCCUGCCCCGGCCCCGGACACCCCCGGCUUGGGGGCCACAGAGGGCCAGAACCCCGGCCAGGGGCCCCACGAGCUGGCCAGCCCCCCCCGGCCCGAAGCUGCACCGAUCCAGAUCGCCGGGAGCUCAUUCUGUGAUUCGUGGAUAUCCCAGUCUGCCUCUUUCCCGCGAAAUCAGAAGCAGCCAGGUGUCGAUUCUCCGUCUCCAGCAGCUUCCUUACCGAAAUCCGUCUUUCCGCCUCCAGCCGUGCAGCAGUCCUCCAAGCCCGUCAAAGUCACCUGCGCGAACUGUAAGAAGCCCCUGAGAAAGGGGCAGACCGCCUACCAGCGCAAGGGCUCGGCCCACCUCUUCUGCUCCACCACCUGCCUGUCCGCCUUCUCUCACAAGCCUGCGCCCAAGAAGAACUGCACCAUGUGCAAGAAAGACAUCACCAGUAUGAAAGGGACGAUUGUGGCGCAGGUAGACUCGAGCGAAUCCUUCCAGGAGUUCUGCAGCACGGGCUGUCUGUCAUCGUAUGAAAAUAAGCAGAAUCCUCCCAAAAGCACCGUCAAGACCAGGUGCACGGUCUGUGGAAAACUGACUGAGAUUCGCCACGAGGUUAGCUUUAAAAAUGUCACGCACAAGAUAUGCAGUGAUCACUGCUUUAACCGGUACAGGAUGGCGAACGGCCUUAUCAUGAACUGUUGUGAGCAGUGUGGAGAUUAUCUACCCAAUAAGGCUUCAGCAAACCAUUUCCUCAUAAUUGAUGGGCAGCAGAAAAGAUUCUGCUGCCAGAACUGUGUCAAGGAGUACAAGCAGACACAUGGCAAAAUAACGUGCUGUACAGGAUGCAGAACUCCAUGUAGAUUUUUCGACAUUACUCAUUGCAUAGGAUCCAGUGGUAACAUGGAGCCCUACUGCUCUACAGCGUGCAUGAACUCACACAAGUCAAAGAACCCCAGACCUGCAGGUACGGGUGCCACACCUUCGUGUCAUUUCUGUAAGAGGAGUGCGCUACCUCAGUUUCAAGCCACAAUGCCUGAUGGGAAACUUUACAACUUCUGUAGUUCUAACUGUGUGGCAAAGUUUCAGACACUGAGUGUUCAGACCACGACAAACGGACAACCAGCUCCCUCCUCAAACAAUAUCCAGCUGAAAUGUAAUUAUUGUAGGGGAUCAUUCAGUUUAAAGCCAGAAACACUGGAAUGGGAGAAUAAAGUCUAUCAGUUCUGCAGCAAAACCUGCUGUGAUGACUACAAAAAGCUGCACUGUAUUGUUACGUACUGUGAAUACUGCCAAGAGGAGAAGACUCUUCAUGAAACGGUAAAAUUCUCAGGAGUGAAGAGACCUUUCUGCAGUGAAGGCUGCAAGCUGCUUUUCAAACAGGAAUUCGCGAGGCGUCUGGGCCUCAAAUGCGUAACCUGCAACUACUGCUCCCAGAUGUGCAAAAGAGGUGCGACUAAGGAGAUCGACGGAGUGGUGCGAGACUUCUGCAGCGAGGCCUGCUCCAAGAAAUUUACGGACUGGUAUUACAAGGCUGCCCGCUGCGACUGCUGCAAGGUGCAGGGGAACCUGACGGAGUCGGUGCAGUGGAGGGCGGAGAUGAAGCACUUCUGCGACCAGCAGUGCCUGCUGCGCUUCUACUGCCAGCAGAACGAGCCCAACAUGUCCACGCAGAAGGGGCCCGAAAACCUGCCUUUCGGCCAAGGCACUCAGACACAAGCAAGCAAAACUGCAGUGUCGAAUCAGGUUUCAUCGGUGUCGUCUUACUCCAGUUCUGUGGUGAGGGAGAUGAAGAACAAAGCCGUGCUGUGCAAGCCCCUGACAAUGACGAAAGCCACCUACUGUAAGCCGCACAUGCAGACCAAGUCCUGUCAGACAGAGGAGGUGGUGAAGACGGAAUAUGUUCCGGUGCCGGUGCCCGUGCCCGUGUACAUUCCAGUGCCCAUGAACAUGUACAGCCAGGCCACGCCCACCCCCGUCACCCUUCCUGUUCCAAUCCCAGUGCCAAUCUUCCUGCCUACUACCCUGGACAGCGCAGAGAAGAUUGUACAGACAAUCGACGAGCUCAAGGCCAAAAUUCCCCCCGAUCCCAGAGAGGCCGACAUCUUAACCAUGGCCGAAAUGAUCGCUGAAGAAGAUGAGAAACCGGGCUGUACAGCUGUGAAAAGUGAGAAUGAGAUGAGUGAAGGGGGCAGUUCUGAUGAGAAGGAGGAGCCGGAUGAUUCUUACGAACCAGACCUGGAUCUGGAAAAUGAUUUUCCUAGAGCUCCUGACCCGGUUGUGGAAGAGCUGGACAGCGCUUUUAUGUUGCCUCUCGUGCUGGGGGAGGAAAGCGAAGAGAAGCCUCAACCUCAGGUUAAGAAGAAGGGACAUAAGAGAAGAUUAGUUUCGGAUAAUUCCCACGUUGUCAGACCCGAUACCCCGGACAACUCAUUUGCCUUAAAGUCCACAUACGGGGUGAACGCCUGGAAACGCUGGGCGUCAACUGCAGCUGAGAGCACCGAGGAUGAAAAAGCAAAAGAGCUGAAGCAGACGAGGCCAGUGAGGUUAAAAAGAAAUCUCCUGUCCCAUGCUGCGUCCGAACUGAACUAUGGGCUCUCUCGCUUCGUCAGUGAGGUCCGGAGACCAAAUGGAGACAGUUAUGCUCCCGAUAGUGUUUUUUAUCUUUGCCUUGGCAUCCAGAAGCAUCUGCAAGAAAAUGGAAGAACAGACAGCAUCUUCACUGACCCUUACUAUCAGUUAUUUGGACAGGAGCUAAACAAACUCCUCAAAGACUGGCAGCCAAGUGUUCUCCCCGAUGGUUCCUUAUUCUGCAGAAUUGAGGAGCAGUACUUGUGGAGUAGUAAACAGUUUGGAGACCAUUCGCCCAUGGUUUUGCUGUGCACUCUGGUCUAUUUUAACACUAAGUAUUUUGGCUUAAGAACAGUGGAGCAACACUUGAGGCUGUCCUUUGUGAACGUUUACAGACAGUGGAAGAAAAGCCCUCACUCGAAAGAAUCCGCUGUCCGCGUUCACAUACCUUCCAUCUUCGAAGAUGACCUAGGUAAUCCGGAACAGAAGACCGACAGGAAGCGCAGGGAGGAGGCCGGGGACCCGGACUGCGACCCGGGAGAGGGCUCGGGCCGCGGGUCGCGCUGCCCGGUCAGAGCGCACGAGCGCCAGCUGUACGAGCUCUACCUCUCGAAAUGUCCAGGAAGUCUUAAACAGAGAACAGACACGUUUUAUAUGAAACCCGAAAGUUCCAGUUGUCCGGAGAGCCCGUUGUGGUACAGCACUACACCUUUGGAAAGAAGCACCUUGGAGAACAUUCUCGCCCGUAUUCUGCUCAUCAAGGAGAUUUACAACGAGGAAGACGCGUCGGAACCGGAGGACGACAGCGAUUAAAAGCCCAGGACUCUUGUGACUCAAGCCAGAAUCGACAGCAUUAGAAAGACGUGCUGCUUUACUUUCUUAGGGAAAUUCUAUACAAUAUCUCAGCUCCAUUCACAUGUAGCAUUAUGCCCAGAUUGGGUAAAGAUCUGUAAAUAUUUUUUUAAAGCAAGGGAGAACUUUGUGUUAUCCGUAAUGAUUUUAGCAUACUUAAUUCUCCUUACUGAAGCCUUUUAAAAACUGUAUUUAUUAAUUAGGUUUAUUUGUAACUUUUUACAUUUACUGGAUGAGAAUGUGCCAUGUGUAGCUUCUUUCUGCCUCCACUCCCCUCCCGACUAAAAGCAUUAAAUAUGGCUGCAACUACAGCGUAAAA